AAUAAAAACAUGGUGUCAAAAGCGGUGUUGUGUAAUGAAGGCGUGUAAGUGAAUGUUUUGUUAUAAAAACAAAAUACUGUAAAUUGAGUUAUACAGCCAAUGCUAUAGCUGGGUGCCGCGGCGCGCGGGAGUGGUGGUGGGGGUAGCCAGCCGCGGGGCGGGAGAGGUUGCCGCAGCCGCCGCCGCGCGCGCCACCGUCGCUGCCGCGGUGCGUCCACGGAGACGGAGCGUCAGUCUGUGUCGAUGCCUCGCCACGGGAGCACGCGCGCGCGGGCGAGCCGGGCGUCGUGGUGGUCGUGCCUGCUGCUCGCGGCGCUGGCGGGCAGCUGCGCCGGCAGCGAGGACAUCCAGGUGGCCGUGCGCAACCUGGGCGACGCGCUGCGCUCCAGCAUGCUGCGCCCCGUCAACUACAGCGAGCCGCGCCUGGACGCGGGCUACCGCGCCGCCGCAACCUUCAACCCGCGCGGCAUGGGCACGCUGUACAACGUCACCAACGUGUUCAUCGACCUGGUGGUGCGCGAGCAGACCUUCCCCGAUGAGCUGGUGGUGGCCAUGAACGAGUCGCGGGUGGACGCGCGCUUCGCCCAGCUGCACUGGAAGCUGCUGGUGCAGCACUACGCCGGCCUGGUGGGCGUCGCGGCGGCCGGCCUCGUGUUCGCCGUCGUCCUGCCGCUCGUGGGGCUGGCCUUCUGCUGCUGCCGCUGCUGCGGCCGCUGCGGCGCGCGCUCCGAGCCCUUCGAGAAGCGGCGCGACCCCUGCCGCCGAGUCGCGCUCGGCGUGCUGCUGUCCGCCGUCACCAUCGUCGUGCUGUUUGGAGUUGUGUGUGCCUUUGUGACGAAUCAGUACCUGGAGGAGGGGGUGAAUAGCUACCCCAGGAAGUUGCGAACGGGACUUCAAGAUGCGGAGUUGUACUUGGAUAACACAGACAAGGAGUUCCAGACUUAUUUGGUGACAAAUUUUGGGGAGUUAAGAUCCACCCUUCUGUCUGCACUUUCAAGUGCUGGUGACGUGGUGAAGUACGAGCUGUCCAUGCUGUCCAAUGCCACAAUCCUCUCGAACCUGACUGCGUUUGUGACGGGGCUGAAGAGCAUUAAGUCGGAGCUGGGGGACAUCUCCGGCCACGUGGGGGAGCUGCAGACCCGCACGACGGUCCUCAAUAGCACUUUGUCUCUGGUGAAGGACAAUUUGACUGAGAACCUCAAGCAUUGCCAGUCUGUUUCCGAAUGUGCGGACCUUGUGAAGCAAGUGAAAAACUUAUCGGCCGCCGACUUUGACACGUUCCUAGCGAGAUAUUUUCCAGAGUUACCAUCAGUAGACAACAGCUUGGAAAGUGUCACUAAACUUUUAGAAGGAGGUGGUAUUGUCACAAACAUCCAGAAUGCCAUUGCUCAUUUUGAGAACUUGAGCCAUGAUAUCCAGACAAACAUCAGCAACAAGACACCAGAAGUGGAGAAAGCCAGUUUGGAUGCAGGUGAAAAGAUAAAAGAAAUAGCAAAUGAAAUAUCCCAAGCAUUGAAAGAUGUCAAAACUCAACUUCGAGGUGCGGAUAAUACCAUCACUCAGGGGCAAAAAUACAUAGACAAGUAUGCUCGUUACAGGUAUUACCUGUGUCUUGGGAUUAGUUGUAUUCUCCUGCUGAUCCUGUUCUGCCUCACCAUGGGGCUGUUCUAUGGGUUCUGUGGGAAGAGGCCGGAUGAGUACGGCAGCGACUGUUGCACCCGAGCCACAGGAGGAAAGUUUCUCAUGGCGGGCGUGGCCUUCAUGUUCCUGUUCUCCGUGCUGCUGAUGGUGCUGACGCUCGUGCUCUUCCUGGUGGGCGUGGCCGGGCACAAGGUGGUGUGCGAGUCUCUCCAGUCCCCGCGCGACAGCCAGGUGUUCGGCCUGAUCGACGGACGCGUCAACAUCGGCGGGAUGUUCAGGUUCCCCAACAGCAGCGGCGGCAUCGACACCACCCUCAGCAACGUCAUCGUUACUUGCCAGAAGAACGCAAGCUUGUACGAAGUGCUACAGCUGUCCCGAGUGAUUGACGUUUCAAAAAUAAGCCAUUUCCCAACCACGUACAACAUGACAAAUUCUAUUGCAGAUAUUAAAAGAAUGACGUUCUCUCUUAAUAAUAAAGAUUUCGAGAUUCUAGACAGUUUGACAAAGCAAAAGCUGCGUAACUUGUCCCACUCCUUCGACAACAUCAACUUUGAAGCUUUCAAUAAGAUGCAAGAUGCUGUUGUGCAGAUUGACUUGAUGAAUCUAGCUCGGGACCUUAACAACACGGCUGACAUACUGGCUGGUAAACCUGCUCUGGAUCCACAGAUAGCGGCCUCGCUGCGGAUGCAGUCGGCGAAGCUGCAGCGUCUGCAGGAGACGGAGGUGCUGGAGUUGAGCCGGGUGGUGAGGCAGCUGAAGGACAAGACCCUGGCGCUCCAGACGGACAUGAAGUUCAACCACUCCUCGCUGGGGGAGGCGGUGGAGAGCCUCGUCACGUCCGCGGGCGCCGUCGAGUCGUACAUGAAGGACAACGGCACCGACUCCAUCAACAUGCUUAUCGAAGAGUUCCUGAACUCUUCUGUCAGGAUGGUGGAUGCGUUCCUGAAGCGCACAAUCAACAACGUGACGGGCGCGGGGAGAUGCGGGCCGCUGAGCCAGGUGUACAGCUCCGUCGUCGUCGCCACGUGCCACGAAGCGCUGGAUCCUCUUAAUGGAUUCUGGGCAAGCAUUGGCUGGUCACUCCUGCUCUUCAUUCCUGCCAUAAUACUGUCCGUCAAACUGGCUACUCUGUACAAAAAAUCAGACCCCUACCCUGGACCGCUCGUUGAAUCUGAUUACUUGUAUGAUGCGUACGCCGAUCGCGAUAACAUUCCACUAGCAAACGUCCACGACAAGAAGGGCCACCACCGCCGCUACGACGAGACGUACGACAACUCGACCGGCUACCUGGGCGACUACAGCGCCCACCUGGGGCGCGACCGUGGCCGGGGUGACGGGAGGGCGGACCGAGGGCCCGCCGCGGCUGCCCACAACGACGGCCGCUACAGCGACAUGGCUCCCAAGUACACACGACUAGGGAACUGGGACUACCCCAACGGGAACUCGCCCCGCUACAAUAGUCCCCCCCUGUCCACAGAGUAUGAGAGACCUCCACCGUACUAUUAUCCGGGGCCAGGUGACGCGAGGAGGUAGGGAACCAUGCGAGGCCAGGAGGCUGCCCUGUAUCGGUUCUGCGACUGGAUGGCGAAGGGGGAGGAGGAGGAGGGACCGACCAGCGCGUCGCCGAGGUGGCCGGGCACUUGCGCCAACCCUUCAUUCCACCACAAAGAUUUUAUUUUCCAGACAAGUGUUUUACGAACAGGACUGCGUACAAAUAAAUCUGGCACGUUAUCUUUUGUAUGAAAUCCGUUUUAUAUUUUUAAGUUUUGGAGGUGUGGAAAAAAAACUCUUUUUGUGAGAUUAUGUGCCAUUUUUCUGAACUUGUGAUAUGUGUACUUCGUGAACAGCCAGAAUGGCCGACGUUAUCUGGUGGAAGGAAGAUGAGAGCAACAGAUAACUACUUUCAAAUGGUGGAAAUUAAUGGGUGGAUUGUGGUUGAAGAUUUUACAUGGUGUUCAUGGUGUACUCUUGCUGCAGUAUUCCUAGACUGGCAGGAGAAUUUUGUUUUCAUUUGUGCAUAAUAUUUUUAUAGUUGUUGAAAUGCACAGAUAUCUUACUGCUUGCACAUUAGUGGAUGUGACGCGUAAAGUGCUUAGAACUGUACAUUUACGAGAAUACCACAUAUUUGUUUUUAUAAGUGUAAAUAAUUAAUCACAUUUCAUGUUGUUGGAAAUGAAAUGUACCUCCAGAGACAUUGGAUUGGGAAGGUUUAUUUGGGACUGUUGAGGUGGAACUUGCCAUAAUGUUAUCAAAGUAACUUUUGAGUGGCAGACAUGCUGAAUUGUUGAAUUAUAAUUAGUUAUUUUAAUGUAUGUGAUAAUACUUUACAUUUAAUUUUUCUAUUUAUAUAUAAUGCUUCUCAACAUGUGUAGACUUGAAAUAUUUGUGUAGUGAACAUCACAAAGAUAUUACUUUAAGAGAAUGAAUGAUGUGAAUUUGAACUUGAACAUAACUUUUUCUACUGCCAAUUGUGUAUGCAAGAUGUGUACGUGUGAUUUCUGACAAAAAUGAACGAUACACUGGCUAGACAGUAUGUUACUAGUCCAUUUUAACAGAAUAACAUUAUUUAUUUGUACCAAUAGUUACUUCAUACAAAUUGCUUACUAAUAAAUUUUUUAUCAUCAGUGACAGUACUUUUCAGUAGCUGUUGAAUAAAUGUUUACUGCUCGCAUAGGUACUCAGUUUACAAAUGUGAUAUGUUUCACACUGUUGCCAGUGUUCAUGAUUCCAUUAACCCAUAAAUAAACAAUGAUGUUAAAUUCUUGCUGUGUAGAUGAUAUUAAAAUUUAAACAUUGUCUUGUUAAAAAAAAAAAAAGUAAUUUAAUCCUACCCAAGGCAAAAAGAACCAUUUUCAAUGGGUGUAAAUUAGAUGUCCGGUAGUUUUAAUAACACAAUGUACCCGUCCACAAUAUAUUUUUUUCAAAUUAGGUAGAUGAUAAAUUGUUCCAAAAACACAAGAAAACCACACAAAAUAAAAAAAAAUAAUGCGGGUCUAAGAAAUUUGGAACAAAAGUUUUAGAGUGUAUAGCAUGUAUAUUUUUCAAAAGUUUGUUCAAUGAUGUCAUUUUAAAUUUAACACAUGUAAAUUCUAUCACAGUUGUGCUCCGUCUGUGUGUCUGUCAUAUUGAUAAUUCUUUUAAACCAUAUUUCUUCUUAGUGAAAUAAGGUCCACACAGAAGUAAAAGUGUAACAUAAAUAAAUUAUAUAUUGUCA
Bacillus rossius redtenbacheri is the source of this 4855-nucleotide messenger RNA. Its product is annotated as prominin-1-A. The transcript has 21 exons. Bases 244 to 3174 code for a protein of 976 amino acids. NCBI's taxonomy places the organism in Eukaryota, Metazoa, Arthropoda, Insecta, Phasmatodea, Bacillidae. The record is from RefSeq and is a predicted model, not a curated record. Gene Ontology annotation, cellular component: membrane.